AUGUCGCGUCGCCCGGCAAAGGGAGAUUACAUCGAGACCGACACGGGCAACAAGGUGGCCCGCAAGGCCAUCCUCGUCGGCACCCAAAACAUCAUGCUCGGCGGCAAGACGGUCAUCCAGCCCGAGUGCAUGAUCCGCGGCGACCUCGUCCGCACCGCCCCCUCGUCCUCGUCCUCGGCCUCGGCCACCGGCUCCACCGCCCCCGCAAACACCACCGCCGUCGCCAUUGGCCGCUACUGCUUCCUCUCGCGGGGCGUGCUGCUGCGCCCGCCCGGCAGACUCUACAAGGGCGUCUUCACCUACAUGCCCCUGCGCCUCGGCGACCACGUCUUUGUCGGCCAGGGAUCCGUCGUCCAGGCCGCCACCGUCGGCACCCACGUCCACAUUGGCGCGCGCUGCGCCGUCAACGAGUUUGCCAUAAUCAAGGAUUACGUAAAGGUUCUCGACGACACCGUCGUGCCCGCCUUCAUGGUCAUCCCCAGCUUCUCCCUCGUCGCUGGCCAGCCUGCCCGGAUCAUUGGCGAGAUCCCCGAAGGCGGCCACGACGACUUUGAGCUGCGCGAGCUGUACAAGACGGUUGGCAACAAUCCCCAGCCGCCGGCGCAAUGA
This is a messenger RNA of Hirsutella rhossiliensis, 609 nucleotides long. Its product is annotated as dynactin subunit p25. The transcript is spliced from 2 exons. NCBI's taxonomy places the organism in Eukaryota, Fungi, Ascomycota, Sordariomycetes, Hypocreales, Ophiocordycipitaceae. The record is from RefSeq and is a predicted model, not a curated record. Bases 1 to 609 code for a protein of 202 amino acids.